GCCUGUUACAGCCUACCACCACGAUAUGACUUCACGUAUAGAGAUUCUUAAUGCAGGAGGCUACCGAUCCGAUGGCAGACGACAAUUCGAAUUACGGACAAUUGAAAUCGAUUUUUCUCCCCAUGGUUCCAAUUCAGACGGAUCUGCCACAAUCUCUCAUGGCCUUACACAGGUCUCUGUGUCCGUGUUCGGUCCUCGAGAGGCAAAAAUGCGUUCUCAGACGUUCCAUGACCGUGCCAACAUUAAUAUCGAACUCAAUAUCGCGCCUUUCAGUGCUGGAGAACGCAGAAAAAGAGGAAGAGGUGACAAACGCGUUCUCGAACUGGUCCAGACGCUGAAAUCGACAUUCGAGCCAGUAAUACAGAUGUCUCUGUAUCCUCGUUCUCAAAUCGACAUCUAUGUUCAAGUUCUCCAACAAGACGGUGGAUUGUUGCAAGCAUGCAUAAAUGCCACAACUCUCGCAUUAGCAAAUGCGGGAAUACCUCUGUUCGAUCUUGUUUGUGCUGUUACUGGCGGUGUGCAUUCAACGUCGCCAUUACUAGAUCUCACUCAACUCGAGGAAAAUGAUCUACCAAAUGUUACAAUCGCAGUCAUGCCUCGUUCGGGAAAAAUGGCUCUCGUUUCAAUGGAGACGCGUCUUCACGUCGACCGCUUCGAAGAAAUUUUUAGGCUAGCAGGCGAAGCAAGCACAGUGAUACACGGUGAGAUAAAACGAGCAGUUAAAGAGACGACCGCGAACCUCGUGGAUGCGAUGCAACCCGGGAAAAGUUCGGCGGGGACUAAUGCGGAAAAUGAGUACUGAAAUGCAAUAUCACGAUCGAGAAAUUUCUAUUCUUCUAAAACAUGCAAGCCACUUAUCACCCUUGUUACGCUCAACUUUCUGGCCUUCUUCUGUUGAUCUAAACACGGCGUCCACGAUAUUUCCCUUCCCUUCAGCACGCAGCGCUUCCUCAGAAACAGGUUCGAAUAAUGGGAAUACUUCGAGAUGUGCUUUCAUCCAUUGAUGAAGGUCUUUCACAUCCGUGAUCGUGUAAACGAUACCACCAGGUCGUAAAACGUAGGCGUAUUCAGCAAGGAGUGUCGGUGAAAUGAUACGCGCUUUAUGUUUCCGGUGCUUAAAAUGGGGAUCAGGAAAAAGGAAGAAGAGUGCCGAAAGGGAUGAUUUCGGGAAAAAGUUGGGAAGGAAUUUCAUGGCGUUAGCGCGGACAAUUGAAACAUUCUGGUGGCUAUUGUCGGCCGUACGCAAAGCGCUGAUACGAUCUUGAACGUAUUGUGACACUUGAACGCGUAUUUCCAUGCCUGGCAAAGUCUAAGCCGUGUAGACAAGAAUUUAACCCGUGUCGUACCGAGCAUCAGAACAUCGGGGUACAAUGGGGCCAAUGCAAUCAUCAGACCCCCGAAUCCACAACCUAUGUCCGCAAACUCUGGGGUCCUUCCCGUACCUGCGAACGCAGGGUAGUGAGCAUCCCAAUCCAUGUUUUGAGGUGAUUUUGGGUAGUCCAGCGCAUGAUCAGAAAAAGGAUUUGCAUGAGCUCUUUGACGAUAAAAUCUUUUCUGCAAAUGAAAAGGACAUAAUGGGUUACCAACAGACAUGGAAGAAUCAACUGACCUGGGGAAGCAGUUUCUUUGAUUCAGGGUCUGGAUUUAGGGCUUCAGCUGCUGUCCGCUUGCGUUUUGGCAUUGAGUUCUGUCAAGGCGGGUGAAAC
Molecule: messenger RNA, 1706 nt
Organism: Marasmius oreades (fairy-ring Marasmius)
Lineage: Eukaryota; Fungi; Basidiomycota; Agaricomycetes; Agaricales; Marasmiaceae
Exons: 3
Coding region: 26-802 (258 amino acids)
Biological process (GO): nuclear mRNA surveillance; rRNA catabolic process; U4 snRNA 3'-end processing
Cellular component (GO): nuclear exosome (RNase complex); cytoplasmic exosome (RNase complex); nucleolus
Source: RefSeq, a predicted model, not a curated record